GGGACGCUUUAUUAUCCACCAAGCUGUCUCUCGCUCUCCCAUCACCGACCUGCUCGCCCAACAACCACCCCACGAUCGAAUCUCUCCCUCCCGUCUCCCUCAACCAUCCACGAUCCGCUAAACGAAUACUCCAAAUUCCUCCCGUUUUCAGAAACCGCCGAUCCGCCUGACGAAGCUACGAAUCACCCCUCACGCCCGCCAUGUUCAGAAACAAUUACGACAACGACUCGGUGACAUUCUCGCCGCAAGGCCGGAUAUUCCAGAUCGAGUAUGCAGCCGAAGCAGUGAAGCAGGGUUCCGUGGUAGUGGGCAUUGCCAGCAAAACACACGCCGUUCUAGUAGCAAUCAAGCGCAACGCCGAAGAGCUGUCCUCGUACCAAAAGAAGAUCUUCACCGUCGAUGAGCACUCCGGUAUCGCCAUCGCAGGCCUCACCUCGGACGCCCGCGUCCUCUCCAACUUCAUGAAGCAGCAGUGCCUCGGCCACCGCAUGACGUACGGUCGCUCAAUGCCCCUCCGCACCCUCGUCGACAUGAUUGGCGAAAAGGCCCAGAUCAACACCCAGGUCUACGGCAAGCGACCCUACGGUGUCGGCCUCCUAGUUGCCGGCGUCGACGAGCGCGGUCCCCAUCUCUUCGAAUUCCAGCCCAGCGGUAUGACGGAGGAGAUGGUUGCCUUCGCCAUCGGCGCCCGCAGCCAGAUGGCCCGCACCUACCUCGAGCGCAACAUCGACGCCUUCGAGACGUGCUCCCGCGAGGAGCUCGUGCAACACGGCCUCAAGGCCCUCAAGGAGAGUUUGGUUCAGGACCGCGAGUUGACGGUCGAGAACACCAGUGUCGGUGUCGUCGGCUACACCGAGAAGGAUGGUGUCAAGACGGUCCAGCCAUUCAAGCUGUACGACGGCCAAGACGUCAAGGAGUGGCUCGACAGUGUCGCCGCUAGCGAGAGCCAGGGCGGCGGCGAAGAGGGCGGUGAGGGUAUGGAGGUUGACGGCUAAGCGUUGUGGAAAUCAUGAAUUGAGGAAAGAUGCGCGGAUGGGCUUCUACGCUGCGUUGCGUUGGGCUAGGCCGGAUCGUCGCCAAACAACCUCCUAUCCGGGGGUUUGGCUGACUGGACACGGCUAUGGGAAAGAGACUCACCGUCCUCGAACGCACAGAGCCGGCCCGUUUAGACUUGUACCAAUACACUGCAAAAAGGAGAUUCGACGGCCCAAAAAUGAGCUGCAUCCGAUGACUCAAGAGAUAGGAAGACACGCAAUCUAUGUGCUCACUGGUGAA
Molecule: messenger RNA, 1275 nt
Organism: Colletotrichum scovillei
Lineage: Eukaryota; Fungi; Ascomycota; Sordariomycetes; Glomerellales; Glomerellaceae
Product: proteasome A-type and B-type
Exons: 3
Coding region: 201-995 (264 amino acids)
Biological process (GO): ubiquitin-dependent protein catabolic process
Cellular component (GO): proteasome core complex; nucleus; proteasome core complex, alpha-subunit complex
Source: RefSeq, a predicted model, not a curated record